Molecule: messenger RNA, 351 nt
Organism: Medioppia subpectinata
Lineage: Eukaryota; Metazoa; Arthropoda; Arachnida; Sarcoptiformes; Oppiidae
Source: the annotation of a GenBank genome assembly
UGUCUCGUUUAGCUAAUGGCAAACUAAUCAUGUGCUUAGAAGGUGGAUACAAUUUGAUAUCCAAUGGAUUGUGUGCUUCUGAAUGUGUUUCUGUACUUUUGGGCAAAUGUCCGGAAUCUCUGCCAUUGAAACAAUAUAACGGAUCUGCGAUCGAAACACUCAAAUGCGUGAUUGGCUUUCAAUCAACGAAUUGGCCAAACCUUAAGUUUGACUUUGAUUUACCCGAAAGUCUUAUUUGAGUCCAAUUUUCUAAGUUUUAGAAUAUAAGAGAUUUUUAAACACAAUAUUUUACAAACUUUUUUAUAAGCUCUUUAUUUUUAUAAACAUUUAGCAAAACUUUAAAAACAAAUA